CUGGACCCGGUGGCCUUCCGGCCCGACUCGACGCUGGGUGUGCCGGGUCUGCUCGGCGCUCUGCGGGCUGGGACUGUGACGGUGUGCAACGCGCUCGGGAACGGCGUCGCCGACGACAAGGGUGUGUACCCCUACGUGCCCGAGUUGAUCAGGUACUACCUCGGCGCCGAGCCGAUCAUCGAGAACGUCACCACCUACAUGAUGUGGGAUCCCGAUCAGCGCGGCGAGGCGCUGGCAAGGCUGGACGAGCUGGUGGUCAAGCCGGUCGGGGAGUCCGGCGGCUAUCGGCGUGCUGAUCGGUCCCCACGCCACCGAGCAGGAGCUGGCGACGCCCGCGCCACCAUCGAGGCCGAGCCCCGAAACUGGAUCGUGCAGGAGGUGGUGCAGCUCUCCACGCUGCCCUCGUUCGCGGGGCAACGCCUUGAGCCCCGCCAUCUGGACUGCGGCCCUUCGUGCUGA
Geodia barretti is the source of this 459-nucleotide messenger RNA. Lineage: Eukaryota; Metazoa; Porifera; Demospongiae; Tetractinellida; Geodiidae. The record is from the annotation of a GenBank genome assembly.